UGGUCCUUCGAGCUGCAUGGGAAAAUAACAACUGUUUUGUUGUGACUCCAAACAGAGAUCUACACUGAUUCCUGACGUCGUGGGGAGCCCGCACUGAAGUCUGUCGACAGCCCUCUCCAGGUAGAGGAAAAAGUCCAGAAACGUUAAAUUCGGGUUCUGGCCAGUGUUUUUAUCAGUGGUCCACGGCGGUGGGAUUCAGUGGAACGAUCCAACGAAACCAGCUGCAGCGACGUUUCAGUAAGUGUCUUGCAGGUUGAAGCCAGGUGAUUGGAUCCUAAUCAAGGUGCUCCAGAGGAAAAAUUGGAGUUCACCCCGUUGGGAAGGACCAUACCAAGUGCUUCUAACCACUCCCACAGCAUGUAAGAUCGCGGAGCGACCAUCCUGGAUACAUCAAAGCCACUGUAAGAAAGUGAGUGAGAGCAUAAACUAAUAGACGCCGAUUCCCCUACCUUCUGGUGAUCCAUAAAGUGGAGAAAGGGCCGAUUGGGUAUACCCCGCCCUUUACUUCUUGCUUGUGGUCUACUCACCAGAGGAGCUAGGUGUAUCAGGUCAUCAUGAAGCUGCUUUUGAUCUCACUGACAUUGGCAGCCCUGGUCGCAGGAUGUCUAAUACUGCUCAAGAAGAACGAAGGACCUCGCAAGAAAAGAGCCUGGACACAUGAUGAUUCACAUCAUUAUGCUAUGACACAGGAUAACAUCCACCCCUGGAUGAACAACGCAUGGUAUCGAUAUAUACAUGACAGUACACCUAGGAAAAACUGUUAUGUUUGCUCCCAUAUGCCCCCAACGACACAAUAUGCCACCUUGUACGCGAAGGCAAUGAACAUAACUCAGGCAAAGUGUGCCGCAAGUUAUGCCAGCCUUGGGCAUCAAUACCAGGGAAUUGUGAUCAACCAUGGUGAACCUUUCCAGAUAGGACUACGAAAUGGCACAUGUGACGAAUGGUUCUGGGUUGACCUGAAAGUGAAGCACAGGAGUAAGGCUGGAUCAUUCCCAGUCUUUCUCGAAAACAAUGGGAAUUUGAACCACACCCUAUGCUACCGCCAAAUGAACGGAUCCACGCCAAUGGGAAACACCACCAACUGCAAAGCAGUACAGACACACGCUCCUGGAGGACCAGUGAAGAGCAGCAACAUCUCGAAUGGCACCUAUUGGGUGCAAGGAAUGGCCUGGCUCUGUGGCCAACGAGCCUAUUUUAUCCUUCCUAAGAAUUGGACAGGUCAGUGCGCUCCCAUUUUCAUAUCUGACCACACGUUUAAAAUAACCAUAGACACCACGUCGAUAACAAGGAAAAGACAAAGCACCUUAGACCCCAAGCUGCAUGAUUCCAUAUGGGGUUCCGAUGUCCCAGAGGAAUUUAAACUUUGGACUGAAAGACAAAAGGUUGCUCACGCACUUUUCCCAUGGGUGGGAAUAGGAAAACACGCUUUAAGAAUAGAGACUCUAGAGGACUGUUUCUGAAUGCUUCCUGCAAAGUCAACAGCGAACAGAACGAAGAAAUAGACGCUCUCAGGAUAAUGGUUAUGCAACAUCAGGUGGCGCUUGAUAUUGUGUUAGCAGAAAAGGGAGGUUUAUGUGUACUUUUUAACACCACCUGUUGUACUUACAUACCUGAUAACAUACAUUCUAGUAACAUGACAGAUGCUUUAAAAGUUUUAAAACAGCUCCAGAAUGUGCAGUCAAAGGAAUAUGUGGAUGGAGGCACUGACUGGCUGAGAUGGUUAUUAAGUGGCUCAUGGACUGUUUUGGUAUACAAAGGUUUAAUAGUCGUAGGAAUUUUACUCCUGUUAUUUUGUGUAUUUUCAACAUACAUUCUUCCAUGUUUAAGGAAAAUGAUUACUAAGAUGAUUUUUACAUCAUUAACGGCUUACGUUUCAGUAUCAAUGAAUGAACACAAUGAUAAGGGUGAUCCCGAUGGAGAUGAUGAUUUUGUGUAAAGUGUUGUAGUUAUUCAUAAACUAUGGUUCUAAUGACGAAGUGAUCGAAAAUGUGAAAACAAGAGGUCAUAUUCUGAUCUGUGUAAAACCAUGAUUAUGCACACUGCUAAAUUCGUAAAAACAGGAGGGAAUAUGUUAAGAGAUUUUACUGUUUUAUUAUACCUUUUUAUAAAGUCUAUGUUUUACGUCUUUAGCAUACAUACUGCUGCAGUGGAAAAUAACCACUUUUGUGUAACCGCUUGUGAAACCUGUUUCAACUACUUUUAGAGAAAAACAGGAAACGCCUAAGGAACUUGAAACGAGAAGAUUAUGCCAUAUGCAGGAGGAUGAAGACGUGCAGUAGAGUUGUCGAAAGGGGAAGCACGCCUUUACCCUUAACAGAGUUAUGAAACUAUACAUUGUGUAAACUAUACAUUGAGUGUAUAAAUAAAGAAGGCGGACUACAGUUGGGUGUGAGUCUCACUCAGAGCUCUCACCCAUGUACAUGUCUUAACAAGCUUGUUGUCUCUUUCCUUACUUACUGAAACAAA
Oreochromis niloticus (Nile tilapia) is the source of this 2466-nucleotide messenger RNA. RefSeq lists its product as uncharacterized. The record is from RefSeq and is a predicted model, not a curated record. NCBI's taxonomy places the organism in Eukaryota, Metazoa, Chordata, Actinopteri, Cichliformes, Cichlidae. Bases 555 to 1460 code for a protein of 301 amino acids. The transcript is spliced from 2 exons.